CACUGCGAUGCGUCUAUGCUGAAGUUUGUCCCUCCGCCGCUUCCGUUCGUGCUGACAGCAGCAGCAGCAGCAGCAACAAAGAUGGAGAGAGACUCUGCAGUCCGCAGAAUCAGAGCCCAGCAGAACCAACAGAAGCAGCCGGACAGUCGCGAUGAUGAGGCGGCCGCGCUGAACGGGUUCCGGAGCCGCAAACACAAGCCGGAAGUGCGCGCGCAGCUGUUGGGCGAGAGUUCCGCUGUGAUUCUACUGCUCGGGUUCGUGUGUCUGCUGUGGGCUCUGGUUCUGAUCUCAGUCCAGCAGCUCAUCAUCAGCAGCAGCGGACAGUUCAACUCUGUCCGGGCCAGGAAGCAUUUGGAGCGGAUCACCAGCGUCGGACCUCGGACCGUCGGGAGCCCAGAGAACGAGAUCACCACGGUAAACUACCUGCUGGAUCAGAUCGAGCAGAUCCGGUCUGUGACCAAAACUGGACCUCACUCCAUCACGGUGGACGUCCAGCGGCCCACCGGCUCCUUCAGCAUCGACUUCCUUGGUGGCUUCACCAGCUACUACGACCGUGUGACCAACAUCGCCGUCAAACUAGAGCCGAAGACCAGCGCGCAGCACUUCAUGCUCGCAAACUGCCACUUCGAUUCGGUGGCCAACAGCCCGGGAGCCAGUGAUGACGCUGUCAGCUGCUCUGUGAUGCUCGAGGUUUUACAUUCUCUGGCGAAUCUCUCCACACCGCUUAAACAUGGCGUCAUCUUCCUGUUCAACGGGGCUGAGGAGAACAUCCUGCAGGCAAGUCACGGCUUCAUUACCCAGCAUCCCUGGGCUCAGCAGGUGCGAGCGUUUGUGAACCUGGAGGCGGCAGGUGUGGGAGGGAAAGAGGUGGUGUUUCAGACAGGUCCAGAGAACCCGUGGCUUGUCCAGGCAUACGUUCGAGCUGCCAUCCACCCGUUCGCCUCAGUGGUCGGUCAGGAGGUUUUCCAGAGUGGAGUCAUUCCCUCAGACACAGACUUCCGCAUCUACAGGGACUUCGGGAAUAUUCCUGGAAUUGAUCUUGCGUUCAUUGAGAACGGUUUCAUCUAUCACACUAAAUAUGACACUCCGGAGCGAAUCCACACUGACUCCAUCCAGAGAGCAGGCGACAACAUCCUGUCUUUACUCAAACACCUGGUGAUGUCAGAUGAUCUGGCAGAUUCUUCACAGUAUCGUCAUGGUAACAUGGUGUUCUUCGAUCUGCUGGGAGUGACGGUGGUGGCGUAUCCCGCUCGCGUCGGCACCAUCAUCAACUACAUGGCAGCUUUCGCUACGGCGAUCUACCUGGGCAAGAAAUGCAUGUUGACCAGCAAUGUGGGCGGCCGGUACACACGUGAUCUGGCAUGUGCGGCGUGUUUGGUGGUCCUGAGCUGGUUCGUGACUCUUCUGACGGUUCUGAUCGUGGCUCUGCUCGUCACGCUGACGGGUCGCUCCAUGUUCUGGUACACUCACUUCUACGCCGCCGUCUGUCUGUAUGGAUCCGUCGCCGUCGGCAAGAUCCUGCUGAUCCACACACUGGCCAAGAACCUGUACUAUGGGAGCGUGAGUCGUGUGGAUCUGGCCGAGCUCUUCUUCGACGUCAGUCUGCUGUUGUGGUGUUGUGUGCUGCUCUUCCUCACUCAGCGCGGCUUGUGUUCAGCGUACGUGCCCAUGAUGAUGGUGGUGUUCCCGCUUGCCAGCAAACUGCUGCUCAGAAAGCACUUCAGAGCCAGAGGUGCGUCUCUGCAGUACUCUGUCCUGUACCUGGUGGGUCUCACUGUGCCGUACAUCCACAUCAUGUUCCUCAUCUGGGUGGUUUUUGAGAUCUUUACACCCAUCCUGGGCCGAAGCGGAACCGAAAUCCCACCCGAUGUCAUCCUGGCAUCAAUUGUUACCCUGGCAACCGUCAUUCUAUCUUCCUAUUUUAUGCAUUUCAUCUAUCUGUCCCGCAGUACGAAGCGGAUCUUGGCUGGUCUGGGGUCAGUGUUCACAUUGAUGUUUGUUCUGGUCUGCUGUGGUCUGUUCUUCCCGUACUCUGCUGACCCGUCCAGCCCGCGACCCAAACGAGUGUUUGUCCAGCACACCACACGCAGGAUCCACGCUCUGGACGGAUCGCUGCAGAGCUCCGACUCCGGCUUAUGGAUCAACAGUCUGGAUUACACCGGCAUGCAGCACAUCACUCCACAUAUCCCGCAGAUCAACGACAGCAUCCGCAUGCGCUGUCAGGACCAGAUGCCCUACUGCGGCUUCCCAUGGUUCCUCCCGGUCAAGUUCCUGGUCAAGAAGAACUGGUAUCUUCCGGCUCCUGAAGUCUCUCCUGAAGCUCCGCUGGAGUUCCAGCUCUUAUCCAGAGAGGAGACCGAAUGGGGAAGUGUUAAAAUGACCUUUGAGGUCAAAGGUCCGACUCACAUGUCUCUGUACCUGCUUCCUCACGCCGGCGCGUCUCUGAGCGGCUGGUCAUUCGGCGACGGGACGCCGCAGUUCGACCUCAGCGGAGAGUACUUUAUAUUUUACUCUCACGGUCUCGACGCUCCUGCCUGGAACUUCUGGUUUGAGAUCCAGCCGCCCAAGUCCUCAGACGUGUCUCCUGACGAGGGCUUGAUCUCUCUGGCCAUCUCCGCUCAUUAUUUCUCCGGUCCGGACCGGCGCUCGGAGCAGCUGGAGUCCCUACUGAAGAGAUUCCCGGACUGGGCGUUCCCGUCCUCAUGGAUCAGCACGUACCACAUGUACAGAUACUGAGGGCCGCUCGCUCGAGAGCCCCGAUCUCACACACACACACACACACACACACCGCUCACUGCGGACCCGUGAACACCGUACGAACUCAUUCAUUCACAUCAACCAACGCACGUUUUUUUUGUUUUAUUUUAUUUGUUUAGGUCAUAUUUACACACAAAAUCUAAAGAAAAAUUAAGAUUACUUUAGGACUGUUAAGUUUAGAACGGUUUUUACUUUGUGACAUUUUUUUUAAUAUGAUAAUUAAACAUUUUACGUUUCACGUUUUUCAUUUGACAUUUUAUUUAUCUAUUUUUUGUUAUUUUUUAUUAUUUCAUUUACUUUGUUUUUUUAUUUUUCAUUAUUUCUGAUUAUUAUUAAUGAAAUACCACGAUUUAACAUUAUUUCUAAAAAUGUCAUGUACUUAAUGAAUAAAAAUGUAGCAUUUUUAGAAAUAAUGAAAAUUACAAAAAUAAACGAAUUAUUCUUUAGAAACAUUAAAUUAGUUUGUUUUUGUAUUUUCCAUUAUUUCUGAUUCGUAGUUAUUAAUAAAUAUGAUGAUUUAAUAAAUAUAAUUUAUAAAUAAGUAAUAAAAAUAUAGCAUUUAUAGAAAUGAUUAUUAAAAGUAAUGUUUCUAAAAAAAAAUAUUUACUUUUUGAUUUUGUAAUUCAAAUAAUUUCUGAUUGAUUUAUUUUUUAAAUAUUCAUUUUAAUUAGCAUAAAUUAAAGAGAGUACAACAAAACAACACACUACCACAAUGUAUAAAUACUUCAGAAUUGAAAUAAUAUAAUUUUUUUUUUUUUUUUUUUUUUUACAACUGUAAGAUUUACAAAGGAGUUUAAUUAUCAUGAAAAUAAUGCAAAACAUCUGAACGGUUUUGAUUGUGAGGCGAAAUGUGACCGUCACAUGAUCUCAACCGGUUUCUUGAGAUUCUUCCGUGUCUCAGUAUUUCUGUGGUCAUGUGACUCAGUCGGUUUAGUAGUUUCAGCUGGUCUUUAGUUUCACGUCUCUCCCGCCGGACCGAGACAUUCACUGGUUCCAAUGGAACAAACACAACGAGAUUCAAUGGGAGAUCACGUCAUGUCAGAAUCACCGUCAUCACGAGUUUACGCCCUGUCAAAUCCUCGUUCUUCAGUCUUUUGCAGGGGCUCACACAGGUGAAUUCUUGUAGCAAUGAUGUCAUUUCCUGUCUGUGACCUCGUGAUGAUGACGGUCAUUCAGACAAGCCGUUUUACUCGUUCGUGGUGUUUUAUGUGCAGCUUUAUUUUCAGAUUGAGUUCUGAUCAUUCUGGUCAAACGCACAUUCUGCUGGAUCCAAACAAAAACAUGCAGAACCUUGAAACCCAAGUGCUUUUUUAUUUAUUCGAUUUUGAAGCGCUGGAUGAUUGUUCAUGUUUGUAUGUUUUUUAUUUGAAUCAUUGUUGCAGCAGGAAAAAUGGUGUAAAGCUUCUUCUGGAUUGAACUGGAUUUGAAGUCUUAAAAUGACCUGUAUUAACCACCAUAACUAUUAUUAUUAUUACUACAACAACAGUAAACACAAACUUCAGAAUCUUUGUCCUUUCAUCAUUUGACUGUUGGAUGAAGUUAUGGCAGUUUUACUUGAGUAUCAGUAACUGAAUGGUACCUGGUGUUUGAAUGAUAUAGUGCAACAGGACUGAACUGGAUUUGUAUGUUUGAGAGCCGUGUUUAUCUGACGAGGAACAUAUGAAUGAUUUCAAGCUCUUUGUGAGACAGAUUAAACUGAAUGUGAAUUAUGUUCGCUAACACUUUACAAUACCACCUCAUCUGUUAGUAAAUGCAUUAGCUAACAUGAACUAACAAUAUUUUACAGCAUUUAUUAACAUAGUGCAUUCGCUAAUGUUAAAGGUACGCUGUGUAACCCUGUAGCGGUUAAAAACAAAACUGCAUGUAUUUCGCAGAAGAACUUUGUUUUGGUUGUGCUUCGGCUCUGCGUGACUGUGCAGAUGAAUAUGAUUAUCCUACAUUCAUAACUAGGUUAAAGAGAGAACCAGUUUAGACGAAAAGGAUCUCAAGCUGAUUAGCUGAAGACGUUACUGUAGCUUUAUCCAUGAAUAAACACGGUACUUCCUUCAAAUAGACUCUAUUAGAGUGUACAUAUAGCAAUUUAUCUGUUCAGUAAAACGCCUUUGAGUUAUAAAAUCAAAUCCCUCAGUACUCGCCAUCUCCUAAAGCCAAGCCCAUGUUGAUUCUUGUUUUAUUACGAGCUCUGUCACGAGACCAGCAGACUCUCCUCUGUUCGCCAUUUGUUUAAAACGGGCGAUUCCCCGGAGGUUGGAGAUUUAUCGGCUCCUUGUCAACCUUUUUCGCUCAUUCUGAUAACCUCUGCCACUCCCACACCAGACACACGUCAAAGUGGGCGGAGCAACCUCUCUCUAUACAGAUAUAACGAGACACACGGGCAAGUGAUGUAUGUACGUAAUUUCCUGACAGGUCUAGAAUAUAACAGGCUUACAGUAGUGAAUCAGGGUAGGAACAAAACACGUUAUGGAAGAAGGAUCGUUGUAUUAACUCAUUUAAAUUUUAAAUUGUUAGUUUUGAGCAAAAAAAGUUACAUAGUGUACCUUUACAGCUGAAAUUAAAAUUAAUGUAGUUAACACAAAAUGUUUUUGUAAAGUGUUAGCAGAUUUUUUUAUUUUUAUAAAUUGUGCUGCUGUAAUUGCAUUUCUGACGGUUAUUUAUGCAUUUAGACUCAUUUUUUAUUUUUUCGGUUUGAUGAGCUCGAGAUCUGGUUGCUUUUGUCUAAUCAGUCUAACACUUUUUUGAUUAUGAAUGUGAUCUAAUGAAUGUGAACUAAUUUCAAUUCAAAUGCAUUGAUAAAUAAGUAUCUUUGUCCCAGAUUUCAAAGAAAAUGGAAAUAUAACUGACACCUGAUAGUGAAUGUUUGAUUAAUGCUGUUCAUUAUAUUAACCUGCUUUUAUGUUUUUGUUUGGGAUGAAAGUCGACAUGCGUUCAGGAGAAUGUUCAAUGAGAAUUAUUUUGUAUGAAUGUUACUCUUAAUUUUUAAAUAUGUAUUCAUACUAAUCCACGACAUCAAGGUCUUCUUUACUAAUUAAGCUAGUGUUCGUUACAUUUGCAUGUCUGACUUGAGCAAACAAAAGCAAUUAUUCACAGAAAGUCCUGCACAUCAGUGUAAGAUAGUCAACGUUCACUUAAUGAUAAAAUGAUUCAAAUCUGUAAAGAUGAACAUUUUCAGUUUUGUCAUAUUCUGAAACAUAUUUUAUGAUCUCAACAUAUUAUAUAACUCACACAAAUGCUGUAUUUCUGACCUCCACGAAUCACUUGAGUUGUUUAAUUGUCUUAAUGUCUGAGAGUUUGAGUUCCUGUGAAUAUUUUCACUUGUUUUGUCUGGUUCAGAUUGUUUAUUUAUAGUAUCAUAUGCUGCACUCAAUUGUUCUUGCAAGACAAAUCAAUUUUCUAUAACAAAAUCUA
Molecule: messenger RNA, 6162 nt
Organism: Megalobrama amblycephala (Wuchang bream)
Lineage: Eukaryota; Metazoa; Chordata; Actinopteri; Cypriniformes; Xenocyprididae
Product: endoplasmic reticulum metallopeptidase 1
Exons: 15
Coding region: 16-2736 (906 amino acids)
Biological process (GO): proteolysis
Molecular function (GO): metalloexopeptidase activity
Source: RefSeq, a predicted model, not a curated record